Messenger RNA from Clonostachys byssicola, 2043 nucleotides. NCBI's taxonomy places the organism in Eukaryota, Fungi, Ascomycota, Sordariomycetes, Hypocreales, Bionectriaceae. The record is from the annotation of a GenBank genome assembly.
AUGGAUCGUGCGCCUCGUCGCCGUAAUGGCCGCCUUCAGGCUUGCGACCCAUGCCGACGCCGGAAGAUGGCGUGUGACCACACCCAGCCAACAUGCAGCAGAUGUGAGAAACGAGGCCAGGCUGCUGCGUGCAUCUACACAGUAGCGGCCGAACCGCCCUCCAAAAACAGCGGCUUACGUCCCGGCCGUUCCAGUUCAGAGCGGACUCUUGCUGUACCUGUCACGUCUCCGUCUUCAGUCCUAGAUCCUUCUCCCACAGUACCACAACUAGCCUCAGCCAGAGCCCAGAGUCAGAGUUCAACCUCACUCACUCGCUCGUUUGGUAACGGAUAUUUGGGAUUCACCAGUCAUUCAGCAGUGUUUGAUGAGGCUCGUCAGAGACUCAGUUACCUUCAUGGCAGCCCAUCAACCAUACCCUCCAGUGAUGCACAAGACUCACCACAGGGAGGAGGGCUAACUUGGACGUUAUCGUCAUCGACCAUGGAAGUAUGCCAGUCUAUUAUACGAGCCCUUCCAGAUCUCUCCAAGGUCAAAAUUUCACCGGCCAGCUUUUCUGCCAGUUUUACCAAGGGAUGGGUGCGCGUCGCUGCGAUCAGGAUUCUGAAAACUUUACAGACCCAAAUAUCGGCCUCUCCGUCAGACGAAGAGAUAUUCCAGGUAUCCAAGAUGAUACACGAAAACACUAUGAAACCAAUUUCAGACGACCUCCUUGACCCCAAUGAGUGGAUCCAGCAAUUUGAUGGGCCAAACCUGCGGUGGGAGUCGAUCGCGGUGCUUUUCACCUUCCCUGAACUCUUUGCCGCCAACGGCCACACUGUCGAAAAUGACCCUGAGAAAAUGUGGUCUCAACUAUCAUUUAAGCAAGUCGUUUUGAAAUGUAUCGACCAAUGUGUGAAUCUCGCCAUGUAUCAAACGGGAGGAAACCUCCUGCUAUUAUGGGUAUGCUAUCGACGGACCUUUUUAGAAUCUAUCACCCUCGGCGAUGCUGGCCUACACUGUCUCCGCUCUCACGCUGAUUGCGUGUCCAUCUCACUGUUCCUCGGACUCCACGUUGAACAACCUACACCGCACUACAAGCCGACAUUCUGCUCAGAGUUGAGACGGCUGCUGCUUCAUCGUGUGUUUGUAAUUGACAAAGUAAUCUCAUCUUUCCAAGGCCGCCCUCCCCUACUGAGCGGUCGAUAUAUCAUGACACCUCUGCCACUUGACAUAUCCGAUAGGCAUUUCUUUUCUGGAAAGGACGACUUGGAUGCUGCUGUCCAAUCAUUAGAUGAAAACGGCUGGAACACUAAUGGAGAGAUUGGGUCUGUUACAAUCACUCGCGCACGAGCAGAAUUGGGGUACAACAGGGAGAAGAUCCUAGAGAUCGCGCUGGGAAAUGGGCGAGAUGUGAACAUCGAUACCUUGCUGAAUAUCAAGGCGCACGACAUGGCCGUGCUAUCGAGCUUCCCGUCGGCUCUUCUAUAUAACCCAAAGGACAUUGACAGUGCCAACUUCGAUGUGGAUGUUGUCUAUGGCAAGAUUCUGGUACGAGUGGAACACUUGCAAAAUAUGUUCUUCAUCGAACGUCUCUUGCUCCGUUACAGUUAUCCCGACGAAGGUGACCUAUUAGCAGUUAGCUUUGAUAUGGUGACCACCACUCUUGGUAUUUGGAUUCACAAGGAUAAAUUCGCAGGCAUCCGGAGAGACUUUGAGUGGCUGGCGGAGGAAUCCUCUGCAUGGAGCUUCUCAAACCGACAUUCUCCGGGUCUCACCCGAAAAAUCCAAAAGAUCACACGAUCAAGCAUCAUCCAGCAGCUGAGCCUACUUGUUGGUUUUCUCGACUGGGUAGGCCCUGACGCACCCAAUAGGGACCUUUGUUCCAACUGCAGUAAUGUGAUUCAACACGUGUUGGAUCUAACGCUCAAUAAUUUUGGGACGCCAAUAAAUAACGAAUCCCUUGAUUCCCUGGGGCAGUUUGACUCGACUCAGAUGAACUUCAAUUUUAAUCUGCUAGACACGUUUGACUGGCUCCGGACAGAUGAAUGUACAGGCGACCAAUAG